AUGACGCAGGUCUGGGUCAUACCGGAGACCAAUGAGGUCUUCACGAGUUACGAGCCAUACCUUCAGAGGAUGGAUUUUUACAAGCAGAGGCGGUUCAUCUGCGAGAUAACCGGGCAUUCGGGUCUGACGUUCUUCGAAGCAUUGAAGAGUGAGAUGGAUGAGUCUAAAGAAUUGAAUAAUGCCUUCCCCGAUGCUCUCAAGGAGCCCAUCCUCCGCAGGGUGCAGUUCUCCACCGUGUCACGGAUAGAUAAUCUGGUGGACGAAGUAUACGAGGAUUUCAAGCAGGACUUUUAUCCCGGGGAGCAAGUUGUCAUUCUACUCACGGAUAAUUCCCGUCUACACGGCAUGAUUCGAGACAAGGCCAAUUUCCCGGAACAGCUAAACCCCGAUGGGACGGUGAAGGCCCCGGCAUACGCCAGGUAUCUGGUGAAGAUCCUGGACCGUCCCAACGAAGAGGCCUUACUCGACCAAGAACAUCUGACUCGUGAUCGGAAGGCUUUUACAAAGCAGAUGCUGCGUGCUUUCAUCAAAAAUAACGUUACGAGGGAGGCCUGGAGCGGAGCUCCAUGGCUAGUAAAGCCUAGCAUUGCAGAAGAAUACAAGAUCCCCACCGAAGUGCCAAAACACUUGCAGUACGGAACUCGAGUGGCUGAGAAGAAGGCUAUGAAGAAAGGGGACCAGGAGGGCUUCUUUGGCUUUUUCGCCUCACAACGUCUACCGGAAUUGAAGCCAGCAGUCAAAGGCCAGAAGGUAAAGCCGUCACCGCAGGACUUGGCAAAAUCGAGAGAAGAGCAGUAUCUAGAGUACCAGCGCUCGUUGAACGGGAAUCCCGCCUUCGUCCUACCAAAGCAAUCUGCUGGUGGGCCUGGUCGGCAGCCGAAAUCCCAGGACGCGGACAAGGACAAGAAAGCACAAAUUGCUGUCGUUGUCAAAUCUGAGACACCUAAACCUCCCCCUCCCCCUCCCAUCAAAUAUCCAAUCGAAGAUCUCGACAUACCUCCGGCUCGAAACGGGAAGCAUCGACCUGCGCUCAAGUUCUUGACCGAUGAACAAGCUGCCAUCACAGACGAUCCCAACUUGCUGCCGGCUGAUAUCAAGCCAGAAUCAGUCGGUUUCUUGCUUGAAAUCUGGAAUACGCUCAACGUAUACUGUGAGGUCUUUCAACUGGAUUCUUUCACCUUUGAUGAUUUUGUGCAAGCCAUCCGGUUCUCCUCAGACGAUGUCGAUUGUGAACUCUUCGUGGAAGCCCACUGUGCUGUUCUCAAAAAGCUGGUCAAUGCGCAGGAUGAUGACGAUGGUGCGAUUCAGGUAUCGCUCCCAGACCUUCCGAAUGAUGGGUCGGACGAGGACGAAGAAGAAGAGGAAGAGGAACCGACCCCUGAGCCGGAGCCGGUGUUCACUCGGAUGACCACGCGGAGCAGUCUGGCCAAGGCGGAAGCUGAGAACUUAAAGAAACAAGACAACGCGAGUCGCGAGAAUUCCGUCGAGGCGAAGUCGCAUCGGGCCGCAGAAAUGUUCGUCGAAGAUAGCUGGAUUGAUCGUCUGCGCAAGAGGGACUUUAGAAAUGGGGGCUGGGAGCUCAUCAUGGUCGGUCUUUUGCACCAGCUGUCCGCUCGUCCGCGCAUGGAAGAGGUAUGCGACGAGAUUCUCAAACAUCUGGCGCCACUUGAUGCCGAGCCGACCAAGGAGACUGCACAGUCUCAGUAUGCAACUCUUGAUGUUAACCUGCGUAUUCGGGCUCUGCAGAUAAUCUGCAUGUUGACCUUGGAAACAAAAGCCAUCAAGAACUAUAUGGAAGAGUGCAGCAAUCAAAUGACCGAGUUCCGCAAGGAGAAGAUCGAAUAUCAGAGAGCUCGCAAAGCAGCACUCGAGGAACUUCGUCGGUUGCACGAGGAGCGGAAGGAACUCCAACCAGAACCAGAGAAAUCACCGUCCCCUGUGCCUGAGCUGGAGGCACUGAAUGAUCCAAAGGUCACUGCUGUGGACGAUGAUUCCGAUCAAGUCAUGGAUACUGAAGAUGAAGAGCCUCAUGAAGGCCGCUCACUACGAGGGGGCAUGGACAGGAUCCUUGAACGAAAACGAAAGCAGGAAGAAGAACAGAAGAGAAAGGAACAGCUGGCGAAGCAACCUAAAGGAUCGAAACAGUACCAACGAGUGCUCAAGAAGAUCGAAGACGAGAAGGCCAAAAUUGCCAAACUCGAGCAGGAGAUCGCGGUUGUGGAUAAUGACUUGAGGGAGGCCGACUGCCCUCGAACAAGAUGCCUUGGCAAGGAUCGCUUCUGCAACCGUUACUGGUGGUUCGAACGCAAUGCUAUGCCUUACGAGGGGUUGCCCAACAGCUCCACUGCAGAGGCUCAUUAUACCAAUGGCCGGUUAUGGGUGCAGGGACCGGAUGAUAUGGAGCGAGAGGGCUUUAUCGACGUUUCAGAAGAUCUGAAGAAGCAGUACGUGAAGGACCAUCAGAUGACUCCAGCGGAAAGGAAGAAGAGCGAAGAAGGUCCAACGAGUAUUCCCGAUGCGCGACAUUGGGGUUUCUACGACGAUCCAGAGUCGAUGGAUCAGCUCAUCAGCUGGCUCGAUACGCGUGGUGUGCGAGAGCUGAAACUUCGCAAGGAACUCAUUCUACAACGAGACAACAUCGUGAAAUAUAUGAAGAAACGCCAGGAAUAUCUCACUGAGACCGAGGAAAGGGCGCAGUCGGAAGAACUUCCAGCCAAGAGAAUGGCAACCCGUACCAAGACCUACAUCGAAGAUCCCAAACAUCGGUGUCUCAAGUGGAGAAACACGACGGCUCUCUCUGAGAAUGGGCAUCUCCAUGUAGACCCGGGACGGCCUGCGAAGCGCGCAAGAAAAGCCGCCGACGACACGCGGGAGACGAAGGCAACCAACCGUCAAGGAAAGUCGUUGACCAGACAGGGCUCGCGGUAUCACUUCUAA
Molecule: messenger RNA, 2937 nt
Organism: Paecilomyces variotii
Lineage: Eukaryota; Fungi; Ascomycota; Eurotiomycetes; Eurotiales; Thermoascaceae
Product: chromatin remodeling complex WSTF-ISWI, large subunit
Exons: 5
Coding region: 1-2937 (978 amino acids)
Source: RefSeq, a predicted model, not a curated record